GGGGAUGGGGGAGGCAGGGCUCAUGCCUACAAGUGAGGAGUUGGAGCGAGGUCCAGAGUGGAGCAGGGUCUGAGAGGAAACCCAGGAGCUCAGGCUGCCCUUCAGCUGCUCCAGCUCCUGUACACGCUCUUCCCGGAAGGUCCCCUCACCUCUGUUCUCUCCCUCCUGAACUGGAUUCCAGUUUUCUAAGGCUUCUGAGCAGGUUCUGAAGAAGAUUAAUGAUCUUAAGGCUUGUAAGAAACCCACAAAGUUCAGGCCCAUGCACAUAGACCUUCAUACUGCAUAAAACCGAAGGGAGAAGGAAGCACCAGAGGAACACCAGCCCAGAGAUCUGAGUGGAGACUAAGAAGCCUUCACCCAGACAGCAGAGAGCUGUAGAGACAGCAUCCCACACAUUCGGUCAUGAUGUGGCUAAACGAGAUCUGGAAGGCUGUCACACUUUUCAUAAACAUGGCAAAAUCCCUCAUCAGUCCAUCGUCUAAAUCCAUCACCGUUAAUGAGUCAUUCUGUACCAACCAGAUCCUCAGAUCUCAAGACGUCAAUAAGAAAAUUGGUGAGGCUGUGAAGGAGGGGAACUUGCUGAAAUUGAUCUGUGUGGUUAAUAAUAUAAUAAAGAGUAUGUCUAGACACCCAAUACGAAUUGCUGUAACUGGGGACUCCGGCAAUGGCAUGUCAUCCUUCAUCAAUGCUCUUAGGGAGAUUGGACAUGAGGAGGAGGAUUCAGCUCCCACUGGGGUGGUGAGGACCACCCAGAAACCAGCCCUAUACUCCUCCUCCAAGUUUCCCAAUGUGGACCUGUGGGACCUGCCUGGCACAGGGGUCACAUCCCUGAGCAUGGAGAACUACCUGGAGGAGAUGGACUUCAGCAAAUAUGACCUGAUCAUCAUCAUCGCUUCUGAGCAGUUCAGUUCGAAUCAUGUGAAGCUGGCCAAAGCCAUGCAGAGCAUGAGAAGGAGGUUCUAUGUCGUCUGGACAAAGCUGGACAGGGACCUCGACACAAGUGCCCUCCCAGAACCCCAGCUACGGGUGAACAUCCAAAAGAACAUCCAGGAAAACCUCCAGAAGGAGGGGGUGGAGGAGCCCCCCAUAUUCCUAGUAUCCAACUUUAGUCCUUAUUUUCAUGAUUUCCCAAACCUUAGAGACAAACUGAGAAUAGACCUCUCCAACAUCAGGUAUACAGAUUCCUUAGAGACUCUUUCUGGAAUCUGUGACAGGAGCAUCAACGAGAAGGCGUUGUCUCUGAAGAAUAGCAUGCUCACAAGACCCCAGGAGACAGCUGAGAGCCGCAUGUGUGAUAUUGCUGACCUCCAGGAGAAUUUUGAAAACUACCAGAAGCUCUUUGGUGUGGAUGAUGGGUCCCUUCAGCAGGUGGCUCAGAGGACAGGGACACUGCAGAUAGGCUGCAUGGCCAUGAAGUUCCAGGAGUUGCACACGAAGGACUGGAGGCUGAGACUCAUGAUGAGUUUUCCCGUGUGCACGUUCCUCAGGUGUCUUGAAAUCUCGUGGUGGUAUGGCUUGUGGAACUUUUUCACCCGUGGCUUAAGACUCUGGAGACAGCUCCUCAUCAUUGAAGUACUUGCGCACAAUGCCAAGACUGUCUCGAGGAGUGUCCUACAGGAUAAUACCCACCUUACUGAAGUCCUUUGAGGAGGGUCUAACUAAACCUCAUAUGAAAUUCAGGCAGCCUCAGGGUCUUCUUUUUGAUUAUGGCCCUAGCUAUUUUCUAGAAAUGAACAAUAGCAACAUGUUGUAAUAAGUCUUAAUAGCAUUAGAGGAGGUAAGAAAAUUGCUCAUCUUCCCACAGGCAACUCUAAUACCCCGUUACUUGGAAGAACAAGUAUCCACCAAGAUCAUCAGCCACACUUUCCUAGCUCAGCACUUAGCACUGAUGCUUCCAGUUUCAUUUUCCUGCAUGUGUCCAUCAAAUGGUGUUCCUCCUAAACCAUUAAAGUUGUCUUCA
Molecule: messenger RNA, 1960 nt
Organism: Microtus ochrogaster (prairie vole)
Lineage: Eukaryota; Metazoa; Chordata; Mammalia; Rodentia; Cricetidae
Product: immunity-related GTPase family M protein 3-like
Biological process (GO): cellular response to interferon-beta; autophagosome assembly; innate immune response
Cellular component (GO): endoplasmic reticulum membrane
Molecular function (GO): GTP binding; GTPase activity
Source: RefSeq, a predicted model, not a curated record